AUGGCCGCUGGAGACUGGUUUGAAUAUUCAGACGACGACAUCCAGGCACGUAGCAGCAUGGAUAGUGUAAAUGGAUACCAAAUUCACCAAGAGGAUGAGAUCAAGGAGUAUGAGCUGCCACCAGCGGCGGCGGCUACUACAACAACCACCGCAAGGAGCAAUGGGGUUGUCAAUGGAUAUCCACAUCAUGAAAACAAUGGCGAGUAUAUGCAAGACAUGUUAUCAUCCUCAAGCUCCACAACUUCAGCCUCCUCCAGCAUCAGCGGUGAUCAUCCUAUCGCAUCUCAACAGCGUUCCAGCAGCUUUUUUUCUCGGCUGACAUCCAUCCCCAUUGUUCAAGAUAGUCUUUCAGGAGCACAAAAGACAAUGGAACAACACGCACUUGGAAGAUUGGCAGGUCGUACCCUUUGUGCUCUUUAUAAUCGCACUGCACCCUAUGUCAACUAUGAGAGUCGUUGGAGUACACAAUUGCAAUUUGCCAAUGAUAUUGGUCAUCGAUCCCUGGAUUUGCUUGAGCAGCAAUGUCCAUUGAUUGUGAAUGGAUCCAGUAAAGAUUUGGCCCAAGCUCCGCAUUUGAUGGCAGAUGAAAUCCGUUGUCGUAUCUCAAGCACCGUACGCAAGAUUCGUGCACCUGCAUCAGUAGGACUUGUGAUGGAUAAUCUCGAAGCUGUGUUGGAUCAAUACUUUCCUGCAGAGGAAGGUGAUGAUGACAAUGAGGAGGAGGAUUUGAUUGAUCCAAAAGAUGGAAAACGUCUAAGCGAAGAUGAUGAUGACAAUACGACACCCACCUACUAUCAAUUGUUACGCAUGUACCGUAUUGCUAAUUCUCUCUCAGGACGUAUUGCCAGGAGAAUCACCUUGAAUUUGAACAACAAGAAAAAGGUUCGAAAGGGUGAUGAUGAUGAAGAAGAAGAAGAGGAAGAAGCUCGAAUGAGUCAAUGGCUCGUGCAUCAAAUGCAAAUGCUUCUAGAGCACUUGGAAGCUUACAAGACCCAAUUGCCCGAACCACUGCAAUCCCUUGUAGUCCAACCCUUGAUUCAAUUGGCUCAUCAAGAAUAUGACAUCUUGCAACAAGAACUCGAGAAACCUGGAUUGACUCCAGUAGAACGUGCUCGCAACGUGCUUGCCGUAUCCCAGGAUACCGUCAUUAUGCCUUUAUUGCAACGUUCCGUUCAAUCCAUGCAUAAUCAAGUCAUUUUUUAUCGCUCACUUGCACAAGAGAAUAGAGCUCAUGUCAUGAAUGAGUUAUCAUCCAAAUUGCCUAUCCUUGCUAGUCUUGCUCCCAUGUCAGCCUUGGCUAGCCACUACAAGAGUACUCAAAAAGAAGCAACACCUACUGAAGCGUACUAA
Lichtheimia ornata is the source of this 1350-nucleotide messenger RNA. RefSeq lists its product as uncharacterized. Bases 1 to 1350 code for a protein of 449 amino acids. The transcript has 2 exons. NCBI's taxonomy places the organism in Eukaryota, Fungi, Mucoromycota, Mucoromycetes, Mucorales, Lichtheimiaceae. The record is from RefSeq and is a predicted model, not a curated record.